Molecule: messenger RNA, 1241 nt
Organism: Xiphophorus couchianus (Monterrey platyfish)
Lineage: Eukaryota; Metazoa; Chordata; Actinopteri; Cyprinodontiformes; Poeciliidae
Exons: 5
Coding region: 24-914 (296 amino acids)
Biological process (GO): adaptive immune response
Cellular component (GO): membrane
Molecular function (GO): signaling receptor activity
Source: RefSeq, a predicted model, not a curated record
CUUUGUGAACAGCAGUUGUCACGAUGUCUGAUGCCUGGACGAGGAUCUUCACCAUCCUUUGUCUCUGUUGCGCAGCAGAGAUGAAAGGAGUGGUUUGGAAAAAAGUUGGACAAUCCCUUACAAUCCAGUGCAGGACUGAGUCUGAUCAAGAUUUUCUGAAUUUAAAAAUGGAGACUGCCAAUGAGGAAACUGACAUUGUUGGUAUAGACAAAGCCACAGAAAAAAGAAUUGUUCUUCAAGGAAUGACAGAAAGAGUUCAGACUUAUGGAGCAUUUCCCAAUGUGGAUAUCAUCAUUAAAAACUUGAAUGGAAAUGACACAGGAUCAUACUGGUGUCUGUAUUCAAAAACGAGCGAAACAUUUAAUCAACAAAUAACAAAAGGUGACGGAUCUGUGCUGCUCUUUGUGACAGAAACAAAAGAGGUGAUUUGGAGAGAGUCGGGACAAUCCGUUAUGAUCCAGUGCAGAAUUAAUACUGAUCAAGAUUUUCUGGUAUUGAAAAUGGGCCUUAACGAGGAGACUGAGGUUGCCGUUAUCAACAGAGCCUCUAGAAAAACACAUUUUCAUAAAGGAAUCGCAGAAAGAGUUCAAACAAGUGGAACAUUCCCAAGUGUGGAUAUUGUAAUUGAAAACUUAAAUAGAAGUGACUCAGGGCCAUACUGGUGUGUGUAUUCAAAACUAGAUGACAACUACCAUCCACUGGUAACAAAAGGUAAUAGAUCUGUUCUUCUAAUGGUGACCGGAUAUACUCGGGAAUCAACAACAACCAUUAUAGGAGAGGCAAAAUGUGAUGCAUCAAGUCUUUCUUUGGUUGUGGUUUAUGUUCGCAUCAUCGUCAUUGUUCUGAUUGGCCUCAUGCUAGGUUUUAGCAUUUUGAUCAUGCAUAAGAGUCACAAGAAACAACCACUUGAAUGACGCGUUGUGAUGAUUUUAAUGAAAAAAGAAAAGCAUACAAGUCUGGAGACAUGAAACACAGGAUAUCAAGUGUGAACAAAAAACAAACAAUGAGCAAAAGAAUGGAGAAAAAGGUUAUGGAGCCAAAUGGAAAUUAGACAUUGAAACAAAACUAAAAUUCAAAAUGUAAAUACUGAGAUGUAAAGUGACACAAGAAACAGACAGACCAAUCAGGGGAAACACAGACUGAGAGUAAAAGGAUCUGGAAACCAAAGUGCAAAAUCUCACAAAUCUGACAUGACAAUCACAUCCAAAGGAAUGAAUUACAAAUAUGCAAGAAAAACAACA